AUGUCGGAUUCUCUAUUAUUUACAAAAAAAAUAACUUCAUUUUGUAAUUUUCGUAGAAAUGUACUGUCAAAGUAUGACAAUAAUAAUUUGUGUGAUCAAAAUGUAAUUAUAUUAAUUGAUAAAAAAAUAAAAAAUGAAAGUAAAAAUGUAAAUUUUAGUGAAACAAAUGAUGAAAUAAGUAUACCAUAUAAUCUUAUUAGUGAAUGUUAUAUAUAUGGAAUAAAUUUAAAUGUUGAUAUAUUUAUUUUAAAAAAUUUGAAUAUUGUCUUUUUUAAUCAAAAUGUUAUAAAUAUAUAUAACCCUUUAAUAAAAGGAUUAAAAAUUAUAUUUACUAAAGACGAUUAUAUUAUAUCAUGUUCGGCAUUACUCAAUGAAACUCUUUUUGUGGUUCUCUAUGGAGCAUCAUGGAAUUCAUGCGUGCAAGUAUAUUCUCUAGAAAGUCAAACACAAACUGAUGAAAUAAUUUUAAUGGAUUGUAAUUAUUACGAAAAGAUUUACAUGCAACAAGAAAAAAAUUAUAUUAUUUUGAUAACAAACAAAAAUGUGUUAAAAGUUUUGGACUGUAAAUCGAAGACCUUUAUUUUUAGCAUUUUUAUUCAUCAUGAUUAUGCUUACAUAGACCAAUAUAACAACUUUUUUCUAAUAUUGAGGAAAGCAAAAUUAUACUUGUGGAAUUUAGAGAAUACAUACACAGGACUUAAGAUAAUUGAGAAUCAUUUAGAAAUCGAACAAAAUGUGGGCAUCAAUUGUUUCUGUUCUUAUAAAAACACAAUUUUUAUUGGAACCUCAAAUGGAGCGAUAUACUUAUAUCAGAAUUUGUUAGUCAAAAAAGAAAUUAAAUUUAAAGACUUUGAUGAAAGCAAUAAAAAAAGUAUUAGCUAUAUCCACUAUUACAGUAAUUAUAUAACGACACAAGAUGAGGAUUCUGUUAAGUUAUGGAAUUGCCAUUUUUCCCUUGAGGACGUUUGUCAAGAUUCAACUCUUUAUAUGUCUUUAGAAAAGGAAAUAAAAAUAAAAAUAAAUAUUAGUAAAAUAAUAGGACAAGGAAAUUUAUAUCUAAUAGUGGAUAAAAAAAAUAACAGUAUAUAUACAUGUGAAAAAAAUAACUAUGAUGAUAUAGGAAUAUUAUACAACGAUCAUAAUAGUCAAAUUAAAAAUAUCUAUUGCUUUAAAAAUAAUGUGUUUAGUUUCAGUUAUAAUGGAAAGAUAUAUAAUUAUAAAAAUGAAAAUAAUAUUGAAAGAAAUUUUUGUUUAUAUAAGUUCAAAAGUUAUAUAUCAUGUAUAAAAUUUUUAUAUAAGGAUAUAGACAAUUUUAUUUAUUUUUGUAUUGGCUUUAAUAAUGGUGUUAUUAAAAUUAUAAAGAUGAAAUAUUUAUAUUUAGAUAUUAUUUAUUCAUUAAAAGUAAGUAAUUAUCCUAUUAUAAAAAUUGAAAAAAGUUUAAAUUCUGAUUAUAUAUGUAUACUAUCUGAAGAUGAACCAUAUAUUUUUUUUUUAUGUAAAAUGGGGGAUCUAUAUAAGCCAUUAUAUUACUUUAAAAUUAUAGAGAUGAAUCUAAAAAAUUGUUUUUAUUUUUCUCAUGUUAAUAGUUUUUAUAUUUUAUCGGAUUCAAAUUUAUUCUUUAAAAUUAAACUUACACAUUUAGAACAAAUUGCAAAGGAAAAAUACACAAACUUGCAAAACAUAGACGACUCAUUAAGUAAGCAGAAAUCUAUUAACGAUCCCGAUGAAUCAUAUUAUAUGGAUAUUCAAUAUGAAAUAAUCCAAAUAAAUUUUAGAGGAUACAAUUACGAAGGAAGGGGCAGCGAUAGUAGGAAGGCAAGCAAUAGGCAAAUGAAAAUUAAUAAAAAUAAAUCAAGGAUACAAAUAAAUGACAAUAUAAAUGAAAAUAAUGAAGAAAACAAAAAUGAAAAUACAUCCGAAGAUAUAGAUAAUGGAUAUGAAAAUUAUAAAUCGAAAAGUAUUGCUGAAACAGAUGAAGUUAGAGAGUAUGAUAAAGAAUAUAAUGUAGAGAUUUCGGGAAGUGAUAUGAGUGAUAGUACAUAUAAUAAAAUAAAUUUUUAUAAAGAAAAAAUUAAUUUAUCAAAAAAUUUAAAUGAAUUAAAAAUAAAUAAUGAUGAUAUAGAUAAUAAUGAAUAUAUGACUAAAAAAAAAAAUUUAGAAAAAUAUACUGAAAUAUUAUUUAAUAAUAUGACUUUAAAUAAAAUAGAGAAAAAAAGACAAGCAUUUUAUUCAAACUUUUUAACAAUAAAUUUUCAAAAAGAUAAAAUCAAGGAAGAUGAAAAAGAAGAUGCUGAAGAAGAUAAAAAAAAUAAAUAUAAUGAAAUAAAUAAAUAUGAAAUAAAAAUUAUGUGUGCCGAAAAGUUUAAUGAUAAAGGAUUAUUUAUCACUACAGGGGGUAUAAAAAAUAAUCGUAUAUACUUUUUGAAAAUCGAAGAAAAGAAUGAAGAUAUAGAAGAAAAAAGAAUUAAAAUUGUUAAACCCCAAAUUGUUUAUAAAUUAAGUAGAGAAAUAUUUCCAAUCAAACGAUAUAUAAAUAAGAUGAUAGUCAACGAAAGAAAUAAUUUAUUGUUCUGUCUGACAAAUAAUAAUGAACUUUUUAUUUUUUCCACUCAAUGUUUCUUUAUGUAUUAUUAUAUUAAGUUCCCAUUUAAUGAUAAAAUAAAAAAUAUAUUCAUCAACAAAAGUGACGAUAAUAAUCCAAUGUCCAAAACACAGUAUAUAUACGUUUGUCUACACAACAGAAUUAUGCAAUUGAACUUUUGCUAUCCCUUAUUACAUUUAUUUAACAUAAUAAAAAGAUAUAAAUUAAGUUUAAGUAAUUUCAUACAAAUUGUUAGCAAAGAAAAGGAGAUGGAAAAUUGUCAAAAAUCAAUUCGACAUUUUUUUUUCGAAUCAAUUCAUGAUUAUUUAAUAGAUAUAUUUUUAAAAGUGGGUCGAAAAAAAUGUAAUAACAUAAUCCCUUUCUCAUUUAAUCAGAUAAAUGAUGACAUAAAUUAUGUAUUUAAACUUUUGAGUGUAAAAAAUAUGUUAGAAAAAAGUCAAAUACAAAAUAGCGAAAAAGAUGAACAAACUGACACUAUUGAUGAUAUUUGGAAUUUUAUAAAAGCAAAUAAUAAUCAAAAAGAAAACAAAGAGAUAGAAGAAAGGAAAAAAAAAAUAGACUUAAUAUUAAGUUAUGAUCAAAAAGGUAUAAACACUCUCUUUAAUCUUAACAACAAUUUACAUGAUGAAGAUAUUAAAUAUAGUUUAAGAGAAACAAAAGAAAUGAAGGAAAAAGAAGAAAAUAUUAGAAAAGCUUUAAUAUAUAAAAAAAAUAUUAACAAAAAAAUAAAAAAAUUGAAAAAGGCAUAUAAAAAAUUGUUUAAAAAAAAAAAAUUUAUUAUAGACAUGGAUUAUGCAAAUUUGAUAUACACUAAUUUAAACAAAUAUAUAAAAAAAAUUAAAAAUAUGUUUAUAUAUAACCAACAAAUAUAUGAUCAGCAAAUUAAUUAUUUAUCUAAAAAAUAUUUAAGAAUAAAACAUUCUAACACCCCAUUAUACUCGUUAGAUAUUAAUAAUAAUGGCAUGCUAAUAAUUAGAUCUUUAAAUAUGUAUUUAAAAAAUGAGAGUAAUAAAAAUAUUAAAUCUUUUAAAAGAAAAAAAAUUAAAAAUAUUAUUGAAAAGGAAAAUGAUCAUACAAACUUAAUAACAGAAUUAAACCAAUCUAUUGAACAUUUUAAAAAAAUAAGACAUCAAAAUUCGAAACUCAAAGUAAUAAAUAAUCAUGCCAAAAUUGAAGAUAUAUGCAAUAAAAAAAAAAUUAUUAAAAUGUAUGAAAGUAUACUCUCACAUUUGGAAAAAGGGGAAAGUACCACAUUUCAAAAAACCAAUCGUGAUUCUCAGAGAAUAUCCAGCAUCGCAGAAAUAAUUAAGAUAUAUGAAGAAGACAAAAAAGAAUUAUUAAAUCAAAUAAACUUUAUCAAAGAUACAUUCAACAAAGAUUUUAAUGAGUUGAGGAAUAUAAUAUGCCAGAAAUUAUCCGAGGUGAAGGAAUACAUAUUAUCUCAACAAGAUAAUACGGAAGAUAUAACAAAAUUGUGCAAUACCGAAGAGAGCCAAGAUAUUUGUAAAAAAAGCAAAAAUAUUUCUCCUGAUGAAGAUAUAAAUAUAAAUGAAAUAAAAAAUGAAGGAUGCAAAAAACAGAUAGAUCAAAUUGAGUCAUGGGAAAUGCUUUUGGAAGUUGUAAAAGAUAUUUAUCCUAUAAAUAAAAGAGACAAUUCAAUAACGGUAUUGUGGAACUUAUCAAAUUCGUUAAGGGACCAAAUUUCAAAAACAUUUUUAGGAAGUAAUCAUAUAAAUAAUGAUAAUAUGAAGGAUAUAGCACAUUAUAUAAAUAAAGUAAUAAAAAAAUGUAAUAAAGAAAUUAAUCUUUUAUAUUUAAAAAAAAUUCAAGCCAUUAAACUUAUAAAGUACAUAUCUUUAAAAAUAGUUUCGAUUACGGAAAAAAAUAAAAUAUUGAUAGAAAUAAGAAAAAAAGAGCAAAAAUUAAAAAAGCAAAAAAGAAUAUAUGGUAAACAAAUAAAUCAAAUUGAAAAUGAUAAUAAAGCAUGUACUGAAGAGAUUAAAAUAUUAUUGGAAGAGCUUGAGAAUCACAACCAAAAGAAACAAAUGUGUGUCGAUAAAAUAAAACAACUCGCGAGGAAUGAAACGUCUGAAUGUAAUACAUUAACAAAAGAUCUAAAAGACAAGAAUGAUGAUGCGUCAAGUUGUGAUAAUACAGUAAAUUUGGACGAUAAAUCAGAUGAUGAAAAUACCACUAUGGAGAUAUAUAAUAAAGAAGAAAUUGAUGCUAUUAAAAAUGCAAAUAAGAAAACAUUGAAUAAUAUUAGCAAUAUUAUAAAAAAUAUAGAUAAUAAAAAAAAUGAACAAAGGAAAUUAUCACUUAAGAAAAAACGUAUGGAAAAAGAAAUCGAAGCAAUUAAUGAAGAAAUAUCUAUAAUUGAAGAUGAUAAAAAAAAGAAUAUAGCAGACAUAAAAUUUUAUAUUUCAUUAAAAAUUUCAAAAUUAAGAAAUAUUGAUUAUUUAUAUGACAAAAAAAAAUAUAGAUUAAAUUUAGCUAGUGAUUGUACUAUAGUAAGUGUUGAGCAAUAUAAAAAUAUAAUGAAAAAAAUGGAAAAAUUUGCAAGACAAAAAGAAAAACUUGUUCAAAUAUAUAAAAAAUUAAAACAUAACAACAAUGAAUUAGAAAAUACUAAUAAUAAAUUAUUUAAAAUGGUUCAUGAAAAAAAAAAGGCAUUAAAAAAUAAACUUAAAAAACAAGAUCUUGCCUUCGAUUUUAAUGAUUUGGAAAAAAAAUAUCAAGAAAAACAAAAAAAAGGAAUAUUAGAAAAAAUUAAAAAUAAAGAAAUACAAAGUAAUCAAACAAUAAAUUUUAUGAAUAAAGAAUUGAAUCAACAAAAUAUGUUACUUAAUAAUUUACGAAAGAGAAACACACAACUUCUUGUUAAAAUUACUGAGUACAUUGAAAUUUUAAAGCAGCUUAAAAUGGAGCAACCUUAG
Molecule: messenger RNA, 5538 nt
Organism: Plasmodium vinckei vinckei
Lineage: Eukaryota; Apicomplexa; Aconoidasida; Haemosporida; Plasmodiidae
Product: conserved Plasmodium protein, unknown function
Exons: 9
Coding region: 1-5538 (1845 amino acids)
Molecular function (GO): protein binding
Source: RefSeq, a predicted model, not a curated record